Messenger RNA from Petromyzon marinus (sea lamprey), 418 nucleotides. It is a transcript of the gene TOMM5, whose product is annotated as translocase of outer mitochondrial membrane 5. Gene Ontology annotation, cellular component: mitochondrial outer membrane translocase complex. The record is from RefSeq and is a predicted model, not a curated record. NCBI's taxonomy places the organism in Eukaryota, Metazoa, Chordata, Hyperoartia, Petromyzontiformes, Petromyzontidae.
CCCACCCACCCUCGCUCGCGUGGCCCUCACUUCCUGCGCGUGCCGCACGUGGCUGACUUACAGCCGGCGCGCGGCUCCUGCGCGGGACACGUGGCUGACGACCUCUUGACCCUUUGACCGUGACCUCGGUACCCCACCACCCGAGUUGCGAUGUUCCGCCUGGAGGGGCUAGGCCCGAAGCCGGACCCCGAGGAGAUCAGGAGGAAGAUGCGUGCCGACGUGUGGAGCACCGCACGAAAUUUCCUCAUUUACGUGGUCGUGCUGCGAGCAGCGCCGUUCGUUCUUCAGCAACUGGACAAGAUCUGAGUGUUGGAGGUCUCGUCCACCAUGAGAAGACGGACCAAGACGCGCCGCCCUUACGCCCUCGCCCAGCCCAGUAUAAAUCCUGUUCCUCAAUAAACCCACCGGCUACCAUCAA